Messenger RNA from Eubalaena glacialis (North Atlantic right whale), 3998 nucleotides. RefSeq names its product RNA binding motif single stranded interacting protein 1 (gene RBMS1). Lineage: Eukaryota; Metazoa; Chordata; Mammalia; Artiodactyla; Balaenidae. The record is from RefSeq and is a predicted model, not a curated record. The coding region runs from base 625 to 1836 and encodes 403 amino acids. The transcript is spliced from 14 exons. Gene Ontology annotation, cellular component: ribonucleoprotein complex; nucleus; cytosol. Gene Ontology annotation, molecular function: mRNA 3'-UTR binding; poly(A) binding; poly(U) RNA binding.
UACCCCCACCCUCCACCCCCAACACAAAGCGAUUCGGGCUCCCAAGGCUUCUGCCCGUCAAGCCUGGGAGGUGAGGAGUGGUUAAAAGUCAGCCCUCACCUCCAGCCGGUCCCGGCUCCGCGGCGCCCAAGCCCCGCCCCCGCCCGCCCUUCCCCCACGGCCUCGGCACGCCAGCCCCUCUCCCCUCUCCCAAUCGGGCGCACCCACCCCAGAUGCCGCCUGGCACCGAGCGCAGCCGCCGCCGCCACCGCCGCCGCAGCCGCAGCACUUUCCACUUGUAUUGAUCACUUCCCGGGCCCGCUGAGCCUGCUCGCCGCAGCGGAGCGCGGCCAGCGCGCCAGCCCUUGGCAGCCCCGGAGCACUCAGGCUCCGGGAGGCAACUCCUUGCGAGCGCCCUGUCCGGGGUGCCCUCUGCGCUCUGCAGUGUCUUUCUCUCUGUCUGGGAGCAGAAGCAGGAGGAGGAGGAGAAGGAGGAGGAGGAGGAGGAGGAGGAGGACGUCUGGUCCGGGCUGGGAGGUGGAGCAGCGGCAGCCGCCACCGCCGGAAAGGGAGAGGCAGGAGAGACCGAGACUUGGAAACCCCAAAGUACCCGCGACCCUGCACGGCAGGCUCCCUUCCAGCUUCAUGGGCAAAGUGUGGAAACAGCAGAUGUACCCUCAGUACGCCACCUACUACUACCCCCAGUAUCUUCAAGCGAAGCAGUCUCUGGUCCCAGCCCACCCCAUGGCCCCUCCCAGCCCCAGCACCACCAGCAGUAAUAACAACAGUAGUAGCAGUAGCAACUCAGGAUGGGAUCAGCUAAGCAAAACGAACCUCUAUAUCCGGGGGCUGCCUCCCAACACCACAGACCAGGACCUGGUGAAGCUGUGUCAGCCAUAUGGGAAAAUUGUUUCCACGAAGGCAAUUUUGGAUAAGACAACGAACAAAUGCAAAGGUUAUGGUUUUGUCGACUUUGACAGUCCUGCAGCAGCUCAGAAGGCUGUGUCUGCCCUGAAGGCAAGUGGGGUUCAAGCUCAAAUGGCAAAGCAACAGGAACAAGAUCCUACCAACUUGUAUAUUUCUAAUUUGCCACUGUCCAUGGAUGAGCAAGAACUUGAAAAUAUGCUAAAACCAUUUGGACAAGUUAUUUCUACAAGGAUACUACGCGAUUCCAGUGGGACAAGUCGUGGUGUUGGCUUUGCUAGGAUGGAAUCAACAGAAAAGUGCGAAGCCGUUAUUGGUCAUUUUAAUGGAAAAUUCAUUAAGACACCACCCGGAGUUUCUGCUCCUACAGAACCUUUAUUGUGUAAGUUUGCGGAUGGAGGACAGAAGAAGAGACAGAACCCAAACAAAUACAUCCCUAAUGGACGACCGUGGCAUAGAGAAGGAGAGGCUGGAAUGACACUUACUUAUGACCCAACCACGGCUGCUAUACAGAACGGAUUUUAUCCUUCACCGUACAGUAUUGCUACCAACCGAAUGAUCACUCAAACUUCUAUCACACCCUAUAUUGCGUCUCCUGUAUCUGCCUACCAGGUGCAAAGCCCUUCUUGGAUGCAGCCGCAACCAUAUAUCCUACAGCACCCCGGUGCCGUGUUAACUCCCUCAAUGGAGCACACCAUGUCACUACAGCCCGCAUCUAUGAUCAGCCCUCUGGCCCAGCAGAUGAGUCAUCUGUCACUAGGCAGCACCGGAACAUACAUGCCUGCCACGUCAGCUGUGCAGGGGGCCUACUUGCCACAGUAUACACACGUGCAGACGCCGGCGGUUCCUGUGGAGGAGGCGAGUGGUCAGCAGCAGGUGGCUGUAGAGACGUCUAAUGACCAUUCUCCAUAUACCUUUCAACCCAAUAAGUAACUGUGAGGUGUACAGAAGGGUGUGCUUAAAUGAAGAAGGUUGUGAAGGCUGAACAAUCAUGGAUUUUUCUGAUCAAUUGUGCUUUAGGAAAUUAUUGACAGUUUUGCACAGGUUCUUGAAAACGUUAUUUAUAAUGAAAUCAACUAAAACUAUUUUUGCUAUAAGUUCUAUAAGGUGCAUAAAACCCUUAAAUUCAUCUAGUAGCUGUUCCCCUGAACAGGUUUAUUUUAGUAAAAAAAAAAAAAAAAAAAAAAAAAAAAACCAACAAAAUACAAAAAGAUUUUUAUCAAAUGUUAUGAUGCAAAAAAAGAAAAAAAAAAAGAAAAAAGGAAAAAAAAAAAAAGAAAAAGAAAACUUCAAUUCUCUGGGUAUGCACAAAGACCAUGAAGACUUACCCAAGUGCAUGACCGGAUUCUUGUGGUUUUGUUCAUUUUGUGUUUCGUUUGUGUUUUUUUCAGCUGUAUGAAAUGGGCUUUCUGAUGUUUAAAUAGUCCAACUUCACCCCUGGUGUUCUGUGCUUGCAGUGUGAGUGUUGCCGCCAGUGUCUCUUUUCUUAGCUUUCCAUUUUCCUUUCCACGUAGUGUGAAGUGUCUUAUCCUUUUCUAUGAAUUCCAAUUUGCCUUAACUCUUUUGAUGCUGUAGCUGUUUCAGUAAAAGUUAGUUCAAACUAAUGAUGUAGAAUGCUUUGACCAAAUGGGCUGGUCUAUUAUGCCUUGUAAAACAGCAGCAUAGGGCUUUUAAAAGGUAGUCAAUAAAAGUUGCUGAAAUUUUGGCUUUUUUAAAUAUGUAGUAGGUGUUUUUAAUGAUUUUUUCACAUAAUGUGUAAGGUAGUGAAAUGCAAGAAGGGAAAACUGUUUUGUGUGAAACACAUUUUCUGACUGGGGAACUUUUAAUAGGGUAAAUUGUUUGUAAGGCUGUACGCCAAGAGUUUCCUCUGAUAGUUUGACUGAUUUAGGAUAUCUGCUGUAUGAUGCAAUGUAAAGUCUUUUUUGCCUUUUUUUCAGGAAAAAAAAAAAACAACUAACUUGAUGUUCUAGAUUUAGUGUAGGUAGCGUAGGGGCAGGGGGUGGGGGGAGGGGAGGGAGUCACCGAAUGUUUUGUCCUUCCUUUAUACUAACGAUAGUGCUUUAGAAUGAGAAUGACGCCUGAGAUCUGGCAAACCGAAAAAAAACACAAAUGUUGCUAUUGCAACGAAAUGGCAAAAGCUAAAAGUAAGGAUUUAUCUUCAAACAUAAGCUGAGAUAUGAAUAGAAGCAAAACGAUUGGCUACUAGCUCUCUCUAUCACGUAAAUUUGAGAAACAAAAAUUACUUGGCACUUUUAAAGGUAACUUCACCAAAGACCGAAGAGCCAGUAACCAGUAGCUCCAACUUGUCUCAGCAUCACAUCUUCUGUGCUCUUUAUUUUUGCCGGACCAGUUUGCGGUUAGGAGAAUGUGCCUUUUUUGUACCUUUGGAUUUAGGUUUUAUAAUUUUAAUUGAUGUAUGGACACACACAAACAAACAAAAAAGCAUGAAGGAAGAUUUGGAUCCAAGCAGUGCCACACUUUACGUCAUCACUACAAGUGUUAAGUGUAAAGAAAAACCAAUUUUGAAACUAUGAAAUUCCUGAUUCAUAAAUACACAGUUAUUUCUACUUUAGUACAUAUAAGAUAAUUCACUGUUAUUAAAGCUCUUUUAUUAAGACAAUUGCAUACGUUUGAAAAGCAAUGGUAAAUUAAGUUGUCUUCCAAAACUGUGUACUUGUCUGGUCAACUGUGUGUGAUCAGUUAUCUACCUCAGAGUCUAUUUUCUUUUGUGCUGGGACAGGUUGCUGGCCCUCCCUGUUUCCACAGACCAAAUCCUUCCUAGCUCAGGAGCUAGGCCUAAGCAGUUAUUUCUUUCGAGUAUUUUUUAGUUCUUAAAAUUUAUGCUUGUGUUUGAUUAUAGAUGUCAGUGACAUUUCAUAGUUUCAAAAGUCCUUGCUGCUCUGAGAAGUGUAGAUUCUAGUGAAAAUUACAUAGUCAUAAGAGAAGUGUGUUUUUGUUUUUGUUUUUGUUUCCUUUUUUAAAGUUGUGGUAUUAUUGGUUCUAUGCUCCCUGGAAUAUUACUGCUUCGUGAAAGUCCAGACUGAACGCAGCACCCUCUUUGUACCUAGUACAUUAUAAACCUGGGUCUCUCACUA